AUGGUCACUGUUGAACAGUUGUACAAAGAUUUUGGAAUUCUACAGGACGCUACAAAUAAGUCCGAUCAUGAAGAACAAUAUCUGUCUAUUUUGAGUGCUGUAAAAGGAGGUGCCAGUGAGAAACGGCUGGCAUCACAGUUUAUUGCUCGUUUCUUUAAACAUUUCCCAGAAUUGGCCCAACAGUCAUUUAAUGCUUUGUUUGAACUUUGUGAGGAUGACGACAUUAAUAUUCGCAAACAGGCCAUCAAAGAUCUCCCUAGUUUGUGCCGUGUGACCCCAGAGUUUAUUCCCAAAAUUGUAGAAGCCAUGAUUCAAUUGAUGCAACAUUUUGAUGACAAUUCUGAACUCAGUUUAAUUCAAUCAUCUCUUACUACUUUGUUCAGCAUAAAUUGUCAAGGAACAUUAAAAGGUCUGUUUUGCAUGAUUCUUGGCGAGAAUGAUAGUUUACGAGAUCUAGCUCUGAAGUUCCUAACUAAUAAAGUCAAAGUCUUGCCAGAUGACACACUUGGCAAAGAAGAUGAAGAUUUAAUUGUUACAGAAUGCAGGAAGGUUCUGCAAGAUGUUACCUGCAUGGAGUUUAUAGCUAUUAUGAACUUGCUAAAAGGUCUAAAGUCAAUGAGCACUGUUAUGGGUCGACAGCAGCUGGUGGACAUUAUUAUUAUGCAAGCAGAACUAGAACACAAGUUUAAGCCGGAUGACCCUGACUGUGUUGAUCGAUUAAUGCAAUGUAUUAAACAGAGUUUACCCUUAUUUUCUAAAAAUGUCCAUUCCAAAACAUUUGUUGGUUAUAUGUGUGAUCAAGUGAUCCCUGUAAUGUCUGAGUUAGCUUGUGUUGAUGAAGGCACCAAUGUGCAAUUGGAAAUGCUUAAACUGUUUGCGGAGAUUUCUGAAUUUGCUGGAGAAUUAGAAGACAUUGAAGAAAGAGUAGAACGGGUUUAUGAAAAGCUCAUUGAAUAUAUGCCGCUACCUCCUUCAGAUGAAAAUGAUGAUAUAAGUGGUGAGUCAACGUCAGAAGAACACAAAUUACAGUUUUCAUAUGUUGAAUGUCUUAUGUACACAUUCCAUCAAUUGGGACGCAAAUAUCCGAAUUUCCUCUCUGAUGAAAGCAAUGCUGACAGAUUGAAAGACUUCAGACUUAGGUUACAAUACUUCGCGCGAGGGGUGCAGGUAUACAUUAAACAGUUACGAACUGCAUUACAAGGCAAAACAGGAGAAACAUUAAAAACAGAUGAAAACAAAAUUAAAGUAAUGGCAUUGAAGAUUACAUCUAACAUAAAUAUAUUGAUCAAAGAUUUGUUUCACAAUCCUCCUGCUUACAAAUCGGUUGUUACGUUAUCAUGGAAACCAAUUCAUACAAAGUCCAAUCCUGCAAGUAUAGGUGUAAAACGCAAUAGCAGUGACGGUUCUGAAUAUGGUACUAAUCGUAAAUCACCCAAACAGGACAGAGCCUUGUACGCACCCCCUGGUGGUAAAUAUAGCCAAAAGGCUGGAACCUUUCCUCAAGCAAAUCGUGGUGGAUGGCAGCAACAGAGAGGUGGUUUUGGUGGCUUUGCCCGUGGCAACCGAGGACGAGGAGGAAACAGUGGCAUUGGGUUGAGUAAUAUGAACAUUGUGGGAGGCAGCAAUAAUGCUGGAAGUGGGCAAAGAGGUGGCAGCACUGGUUUCAGGGGUCGGAGGUUUUGA
Acanthosepion pharaonis is the source of this 1683-nucleotide messenger RNA. The record is from the annotation of a GenBank genome assembly. Lineage: Eukaryota; Metazoa; Mollusca; Cephalopoda; Sepiida; Sepiidae.